AUGUCAGAUAAAGAAGCAGGCGUUGCCAGCUCAUUGGGCUCUAAUUCUCCUAUUAAUAAGGAUGAAGUAGACGUGAAAAAUACAGAAGAACAUUCAAAACAAGAAUCCAAAUCCGAUAUUAACAAGCCACCGCUCAAGAAGAUUAAAGCAGAUGAUGGUAUAGAUAUAUCGGAUUCUUUUUCUAGAAGAGAGAACAAAGGCAAUAAUAAGGUUAUAUCUUCGGUAUACAACGAUGAAAAUAAAAAGACUCCAGCGUGGAUGAAGAGUAAGACAACUGAUAAGUAUGAUAAAUAUGGUUCAAGAUCUACACCGAUUGCAACGCCGACUGCUCCAGUUAAUAACCCAGAUGAAAGGUAUUCCAAAUAUAUGACUAACUCUGUCAAUUCGAAUGAUAGAGUAAGAAGGCCACCUACUGAAACGACAUCUAGUCAAUAUGAUAAGAAGCGAGCACACGAUGAAGCUGAAGAUGAUGUCGUAGCUCCGUACAGUAAUCUCGCAGUUGCGAAUCCAUCAUCGAAUUUAUAUCAAACCUUUCAAAGUCAUAUAAACAAUAGAGAAGGCAAAGACAUCAACAGUAUCGUUAGGUCACAUUAUAAUCAAAGGACUCAACAAUCAAAAUUUCAAGGAUCUAGAACGAAAUCACCCAUUUACAAAUUAAGAAACUUCAAUAAUGCUAUUAAAUAUAUCUUAUUGGGUAAUUGGGUUAAGCCCAAUCCAGACUCCAACCGCCCAACUGUCAUACUUGAUUUAUGCUGCGGUAAAGGAGGAGACUUAAAUAAAUGUGAAUUCGUUUCGGUCGAUCAGUAUAUUGGAAUUGACAUAUCAGAUGCAUCGAUUAAGGAAGCAUUUUCGAGAUAUUCAAGAAAUAAGGCUCGUUUUAUUCCACAAACAGCCGAAAGUAAGAAGGAAAGAGAUACCAGAAGGUAUAAUUUCGAAGCAUGCUUUGCUACUGGUGACUGUUUCAGCAGUAGUAUACCUGAAAUUUUGGAGCCAAAUUUUCCUGGGAUAAUAGACGGCUUGUUUCCUGUAGAUUGUGUUUCUUUACAAUUUGCAAUGCACUAUGCCUUUGAGACAGAAGAGAAGGUGCAUCAACUAUUGACAAACGUGACCAAGUCGUUAAGGGCCGGUGGUACGCUUAUUGGCACUAUUCCGUCAUCAGACUUUAUUAGAGAUAAAAUAGUGAAUCGUGCUUUUAUUGAUCAAGAAAAUAGAAAGUUUGGUAAUGAUUUAUACUCGGUUACUUUCCAUAAAGAUCCGCCAGAUGAAGGUGUCUUCCGACCACCUUUUGGUAAUGGAUAUAAUUAUAGUUUAAAGGAUGCGAUCGACGAUGUUCCAGAAUAUGUUGUUCCUUUUGAAGUCUUCCGUGGCUUAUGUGAAGAAUAUGGCUUGGUCUUAAAAUAUAAGAAAAACUUUAUUGACAUUUUUAACCAAGAAAUACCGAAAUAUUUCUCCAAAUUAAAUAAAAAUUUAAUCGAGGGAAUGAAGAGAUCGGAUGGAAAAUAUGGAGCUGAAGGACUUGAAAAAGAAGCUGUAGGCUUCUAUAUAGGUUUUGUAUUUGAAAAACUUGGUAAUUGA
This is a messenger RNA of Debaryomyces hansenii CBS767, 1575 nucleotides long. RefSeq names its product mRNA (guanine-N7)-methyltransferase (gene ABD1). Gene Ontology annotation, cellular component: nucleus. Lineage: Eukaryota; Fungi; Ascomycota; Pichiomycetes; Serinales; Debaryomycetaceae. The transcript has a single exon. Bases 1 to 1575 code for a protein of 524 amino acids. Gene Ontology annotation, biological process: 7-methylguanosine mRNA capping. Gene Ontology annotation, molecular function: mRNA 5'-cap (guanine-N7-)-methyltransferase activity. The record is from RefSeq and is a predicted model, not a curated record.